AUGACUCAGGUUUACCAGGAGGAAUGCUUUGAUUUGCAUUCUCGGUUAGAAGGGCUUUUAGCUGAGGAGAGUGCAUAUUGGAGGCAACGGUCUAAGGUGUCUUGGCUUACAGGUGGGGAUAGAAACACGAAGUAUUUCCAUUGGAAGGCUUCCAAUCGUAGAGCUAAGAACAGAUUAUUUGGUUUGUUUGAUCACAAUGGGGUCUGGCAGGAUUCUAUGAAAGGAAUGGAAGAGGUUGUCUUGCGUUACUUCACUGGACUGUUUAAGGCAAAUGAUAUUAACUAUAUUCAUAUGCAGAGUGUGGUUGAAUUGGUGCAACCAAAGGUGACUACGGAGAUGAAUGCUAAUUUGUGUGCUCCAUACUCGGCAGCUGAGAUAAAAACUGCUCUCUUUCAGAUGUAUCCUACGAAGGCCCCUGGUCCUGAUGGGAUGCCACCUUUAUUUUUUCAAAAAUAUUGGGAGAUUGUGGGAAGUGAUGUAGUGUCUGCUGUUCAACACUUUUUGCAUACUGGUCAAUUUCUUGGUGAGAUUAACUAUACACAUAUUUGUUUAAUUCCAAAGGUGAAGGAUCUUGUUUCGAGCGCUUUUAUUCCAGGCAGGUUGAUUACAGACAAUACUCUGGUGGCAAAUGAGGUGUCUCAUUUUAUCCAUAACUGUUACUCUAGCUCAGAGGGUGUUUUUUCUUUGAAGUUGGAUAUGAGCAAAGCAUAUGAUCGGAUGGAAUGGAGUUUUCUAGAAGCGAUGCUGUACAGGUUAGGCUUUGAUGAGAAUUGGAUUGGAGUUAUCAUGAAAUGUGUCACUACUGUGAGGUACUCUUUUUUGAUUAAUGGCCAACCAAGAGGUUAUCUAACUCCUACCAGAGGACUCCGGCAAGGGGACCCCUUGUCACCAUAUUUAUUUUUACUAUGUGCUGAGGUUUUCUCUGCUCUACUGGCACGUAAAGUUACUCAUGGUGAGCUACAGGGGAUCAAAAUUUGUGAGGGUGCUCCGGUAAUUCACCAUCUUCUCUUUGCUGAUGAUAGUCUUGUUUUUGGGAAGGCCACUCUAAGUGAAUGUCAGCAUAUACAAUCUGUUUUGAAUGCUUAUGAGUUGGCAUCUGGUCAACAAAUUAACUUUGCUAAGAGUAGCAUUGUGUUCAGCAAGAGAGUUCCUGAGGCUGAUAAGCUUUCUUUGGCAAGUUUUUUGGGUGUGGCCAUUGAAGUCAAGCAUGAGAAAUAUCUGGGACUUCCUACUUACUUGGGGAGGAAUCGGACUGAAACUUUUGCUUAUAUAAAAGAACGCUUGAGUAAGAAACUAGCUGGUUGGCAAGGUAAGCUCUUGAGUGGAGCUGGCAAAGAUUUGUUGGUUAGGGUGGUAGCGCAAGCUCUACCAUCCUAUGCUAUGAGUUGUUUUUUACUUCCAAAUAAUUUUUGUGAUGAUCUACAUCAAAUGUGCUCUAAGUUUUGGUGGGGCAGCAAACCUAAUGAAAGAAAAAUUCAUUGGAUGUCAUGGGAGCGUCUUUGUCGCUCCAAAGAGGAGGGUGGAAUGGGUUUCAGAGAUUUGCAUGCUCAUAAUUUAGCCUUGCUUGCCAAGCAAGGAUGGAGACUGAUACGGUAUCCGGGUUCUUUGGUGAGUCGGUUAUUUAAAGCUCGUUAUUUUCCACACUCUUCUUUUUUAAAUGCUACUACACCUACUCAUUCUUCUUCUUGCUGGAGAGGAAUAUUUGUUGCUAAAUCAGUGUUACAAGCCGGUCUUAGAUGGCAGGUUGGAAACGGUACUUCCAUUCGGAUUUGGGAUGAUCCUUGGAUUCCAAGGCCGAAUUUGUUUCGUUCAAUAAGGUAUGGUCCCUCUCCUCUGGUGUUAGUUAGCGAUCUGAUGGUGGAUGGUCAUUGGAACAAAGAGCUUAUUUUUGAAAAUUUUCAUGCGGAUGAAGCUUUACUAAUUUGCUCCAUUCCGCUUAGUAGAAGCAUUGUUCCGGAUAGACUAAUUUGGCAUUUUGAUAUGAAAGGUCUGUUUACUACAAAGAUUGCAUAUAAAAUUGCCUUUGCUUCACUACAUCCGGUGCUCACUAGUGGCUCUUCCUCUAAUUCCAAUCCGAGUCAUUGGAAGUUUAUUUGGGCAGCUCCUAUCCCUGGAAAGGUUAAGGUACAUGUUUGGAAAGUUUGUGCUUCUAUACUCCCAACUGCUUCUCAACUCAGAAGUAGAAGAGUCCCAGUUGAGGAUGGUUGUUUGUUCUGUAACUCGGAAGAGGAGACCCUAUCUCAUGUUAGUAGAGAGUGUUGUUUUACGCGUGAUGUCAUUGGGUUGGCACCAGAUUUGCUUCCGGUUUUGCAUACUCCACCUAGCUCUUUGCUAGAUUGGCUUGCUCUAUGUUAUACUCUAGUCACACCUCGUGCUUUUGCUUUUUUGCUGAUGUUGUUAUGGGGAGUGUGGAAAGAGAAAAACCAACGACUUUGGGUUGGGAAGGGAAGGACUGUGCAGCAGGUCUUUUGUCAUACUACUUCUAUAUUGCAUUCAUAUGUGGUAGCCAGACAUAGUGUGACACCUAGAUUGGGGAGGCAGGUUAAGCCGUGGAGUCCUCCUCCUGCAGGUUGGCUUAAGGUGAAUAUCGAUGGUGCCUUUGAUCAAGGCACACGUCGGGGAGGGUUAGGGAUAGUAGUACGAGAUGCAGAUAGCACGGUGGUGGCAGGUGCUUGCGGUCAGUGUUCUGAUGUGUUGCAGCCACUAGUGGUGGAGGCCUUGGCAAGCAGAUUAGCUUGCAAGCUAGUGGAGGAGAAUUCUCUAGCUCCAGUUAUUUUUGAAUCAGACUGCCUGCAGUUGGUUCAAGCUAUCCAAACUGAUGGAGAUGAUACCUCGCAGUUGGGUAGAAUUGUUGAUGACAUUUCUUUGUCUAUUUCUUAUUUAGCUGGUUCUUUUUUCUCUCAUGUGUAUAGAGAAUCAAAUAUGCUAGCUCACAAGCUAGCUAAGUAUGCUUUGGUUUCAGGAUUGCAGAUUUCUUGGAGUGGGCAUGUCCCUCCUGGAGGGUUAGGAGGGAUUGAGCGGCGGUUGAUGGGGGUGGAACCGUUUGGGGUUUGUGGGAUCCAGGUACUUGCAGGUGGUCUGGUAGCAAGGGAUUAUGCAGACAGCAGGAUUCACGGUGGGGCUGGUCAUGGGCUUCUAGGUUCAGUGAUCGGUGCUGAUUGUGUAAAUGGAUCCGGGUUUGGGAUCGGGCUUUUUGGGGGCUACGACGGCAACGACUUGGCGGUCGGCGAUGGCUAUAGUAGUAAGGCAGCUUCUUUUAAUAAAAGUCACGGGGUAAAGUGUGACAGCGUCGGUACCCUGUUCGUCGGCAGCAGGAACCGGAUCCUAGAUCCGGGUGGGCUAGACAAACGGAGCCAGAUCUGGGAUCCGGGUGGAAGUUGGGUUUGA
Rosa chinensis is the source of this 3387-nucleotide messenger RNA. RefSeq lists its product as uncharacterized. Gene Ontology annotation, molecular function: RNA-DNA hybrid ribonuclease activity; nucleic acid binding. The coding region runs from base 1 to 3387 and encodes 1128 amino acids. The record is from RefSeq and is a predicted model, not a curated record. The transcript has 3 exons. Lineage: Eukaryota; Viridiplantae; Streptophyta; Magnoliopsida; Rosales; Rosaceae.